AGUGUCGCAAGUCAAUUUGGCGUACAAAUACUUUCGUCUUCCUCUGAACCCGCGAAAACCUUCCUUCCCUGGAGUCACAACAUUGAGGGAUAUGCUAGGCAAAGUGCAAAAAUGGAUCCAAUCGAAGCAUCGCAAGAGCUUGCUUUUCGGGUCGGGUUUACCGGUCACAGUGGGCACCUCCGAGUGGAGCCGCUGUCGACGGUGGAGCGUUCCAACCCGUUGAGUUCGCUUCCUGAUUUCAUCCUGCCGCCCGCAUUUCCGGAGGAGACACCUGAAUCUAUAAAGAAGUAUAUUGAACAGACAUAUCUCAGCCCAAGAUUGGACCCUGAUGAAUUUUCACCCGAGAGAGUUGGGAGGCAGUGGGAAUUUGACUGGUUUGACAGGGCUGAAGUGCCUCUGGAGCCAUCUUUGCCACGGUCUGUCGUGGUUCCUGUUUGGGAACCACCAUUUCGACGCCAAAACAAUGUUUCAGAGCAAGGAAAAUGGGAGCCAAAAUCUGAGGAGGUGGAUGUGUCAGAAUUGAUGCUAGGAGAUGAAGACUCUGGGCCAUUACCCCGUGCCUCUGGAUCUGCUAAGGAUUUUGUAAGGGGAAGCAUCAAUAAUCGCCCUUUUCGCCCUGGAGGUUUCGAUAACUCGCAAACUUUAGACAGAAUUAUUCCAGAAGGUACUUCUACUGGUGAGUGGGUGCGUGAAAUUUUGAAUGGCGGCCCUCCUCAGAUGAUCCCUCCAGGCUUUAAACAAGGGUUGGACCUUGGAGCAUUUAAGCCCUAUCCUUGCUCGUGGAAUGUUUACAAGGAUGUCAGUUUGCUUAAGAGCUCAUCAGAUGAAAAACUGAGUGAGUUGUCCCUACAGUUUGAUGACUUAUUUAAGAAGGCCUGGGAGGAUGGUGUUACUCAAGAACAGGAGGAAGAUGGUAUCUUUACUAGCCCCGGCUGCUUAUCAGAAGUGGAGCCUGUUAUAGUGGAAGCUGAAGUUGAUAAGGCUGAGGGAUCUAGCAGUAUGCAUGAGGAUGAAUUUUCAUUAGAUGAGGUACUGUCAACUAAAUCAGAAGGAUCAAAGCCACUUUUAGAUGGAUCUAGUGAUGGUGGACAGCAGCAAAAGGAGGCUUGGGCACAUCGUGGAGGUUCCAAAGGAAUUAUAGAUCACUUCCAUGAACUUAUUCCUGAUAUGGCACUUCAGUUUCCCUUUGAAUUGGAUGCAUUUCAGAAGGAGGCUAUAUAUUAUCUUGAGAAGGGGGAAUCUGUUUUUGUUGCUGCUCACACAUCGGCUGGAAAGACGGUGGUGGCAGAAUAUGCAUUUGCUUUAGCAUCAAAGCAUUGCACUAGGGCUGUAUAUACUGCUCCGAUAAAAACAAUCAGCAAUCAGAAAUAUAGGGAUUUCUGUGGGAAGUUUGAUGUUGGGCUGCUUACUGGUGAUGUAACCUUGAGGCCAGAGGCUUCUUGUCUCAUCAUGACCACAGAAAUUUUAAGGUCCAUGCUCUAUCGAGGUGCAGAUAUUAUUCGGGAUAUUGAAUGGGUUAUAUUUGACGAAGUGCAUUAUGUCAAUGAUGCUGAAAGAGGUGUUGUUUGGGAAGAAGUAAUUAUAAUGCUUCCAAGACACAUCAAUAUCAUCCUCCUUUCAGCCACGGUACCUAACACGGUUGAAUUUGCUGAUUGGAUUGGUCGGACAAAGCAAAAGGAAAUCCGGGUUACAGGGACAACAAAAAGACCUGUCCCAUUGGAGCACUGCCUGUUUUAUUCUGGAGAACUUUACAAAAUUUGUGAAAGUGAAGCAUUUCUGCCUCAGGGACUGAAAGCUGCUAAGGAUGCAUAUAACAAGAAGCAUUCAACUGCUGUUGGUGGUGGCUCUGGACGAUAUUCAGGGACAUCAGCAGGUCAUGAGAGUACUCAAGUUCAAAAACGUGAAAAUGCAGCACGAGUUAAACGUGGAAGUAGUUUCUCCAAAACUUCUAGAGGCUAUCAGAAUAAUGUAAAUGGCCAGAACAACUGGGAACUCAGGAGGGCAGAAUCUUCUAUGUGGUUGAUGCUUAUUAACAAGCUCUCCAAAAAGUCACUGUUGCCUGUGGUCAUAUUCUGCUUUUCUAAGAAUCGCUGUGAUAAAUCAGCUGAUAACAUGACUGGAACUGACCUAACUAGUAGCUCAGAGAAAAGUGAAAUACGUGUCUUUUGUGAUAAAGCAUUUUCAAGGCUGAAAGGAUCUGACAGGAAUUUACCACAGGUGGUUCGAGUCCAGAAUCUUCUUCAUAGAGGGAUCGGUGUGCAUCAUGCUGGCCUUCUUCCAAUUGUAAAGGAAGUAGUUGAAAUGCUAUUUUGCCGUGGUGUUAUCAAGGUUUUGUUUUCAACAGAGACAUUUGCAAUGGGUGUCAAUGCUCCUGCUAGAACAGUAGUCUUUGAUACUUUAAGGAAGUUUGAUGGCAAGGAAUUUAGGCAGUUACUACCAGGAGAAUAUACUCAAAUGGCUGGUCGUGCUGGAAGAAGAGGUCUUGAUAAGAUUGGUACUGUUAUUCUAAUGUGCCGUGAUGAAAUCCCUGAAGAUAGGGAUUUAAAGCAUGUUAUUACUGGAAAUGCAACCCGCCUUGAAUCUCAAUUUCGACUUACCUUUAUUAUGAUCCUCCAUCUCCUUCGAGUUGAAGAAUUGAAGGUAGAAGAUAUGCUUAAAAGAAGUUUUGCUGAAUUCCAUGCUCAGAAAGAACUACCUGAGAUGCAAGAACUUUUGAAGCGAAAGCUUAAUCAGCCUACAAAAGCUAUUGAAUGCAUAAAGGGUGAGCCAACCAUUGAGGAAUACUAUGAGACAUACUCUGAAGCUGAGAAGUACAGCAGCAAAAUAUCAGAUGCAAUUUUGCAGUUGUCGAGUGCCCAACAAUUUCUUGCUCCUGGAAGAGUAAUAGUUGUAAAAUCAGAAUCAGCCAAGGAUCACCUGCUUGGUGUGAUUGUGAAAGCUCCUUCUGCAAAUUAUAAGCAAUAUAUUAUUUUAGUGCUCAGGCCUGAUUUGCCUCCUCCAGUGGAAAAUGCCCCAAGUAGGGGUAAUGUGCAAGAUAAACCCAGUGACUUCAACCAGGGUUAUUUUGUGGUGCCUAAAUCUAAACGUGGUUUUGGAGAUGAAUAUCAUACCUCUGUUUCAGCUCGUAGAGGAACAGGUGUUAUCAACAUCACACUGCCACAUCAUGGUUAUGUUAGUGGAAUGAGUUAUGAGGUUCAAGGAGUUGAUAGUAAAGAAUUUCAAUGCAUUUGCAAUAAAAAAAUGAAAGUUGACCAGGUUGGACUUCUUGAAGAUGUUAGCAAUGCUGUUUACUCCAAGACUGUUCAGAUGCUCCUGGAUUUAAGGUCAGAUGGAAACAAGUACCCUCCACCCCUGGAUCCUGUGAAAGAUCUUAAGUUGAAGGAUGUUGAACUCGUGGACACAUACUACAAAUGGACUAAAUUAUUGGAGAAGAUGACCCUGAAUCAGUGUCAUGGGUGUAUAAAAUUGCAAGAGCACAUUAAGUUAGCGAAAGACAUCCAAAAGCACAAAGAAGAGGUCAAUGAUCUUCAAUUUAAAAUUUCAGACGAAGCACUUCAACAGAUGCCAGACUUUCAGGGCCGGAUUGAUGUUCUGAAGGAAAUUGGUUGCAUAGAUGAUGAUUUUGUUGUACAAAUGAAAGGUCGUGUUGCCUGUGAGAUGAACUCUGGUGAAGAAUUGAUUUGCACUGAGUGCUUGUUUGAGAAUCAACUGGAUGAACUGGAACCGGAGGAAGCUGUGGCAUUAAUGUCAGCUUUUGUGUUCCAGCAGAAGAACACUUCUGAACCUUCACUUACGUCCAAGCUGUCACAGGCAAAACAUAAAUUGCACAGUACGGCAAUAAGACUUGGACAACUUCAAGUGCAGAAAGGACUACCAAUAGAUCCUGAAGAAUAUGCCCAAGAAAAUCUCAAGUUUGGUCUAGUUGAAGUGGUUUAUGAAUGGGCAAAGGGUACUCCAUUUGCAGAGAUCUGUGAGCUCACCGAUGUUCCUGAAGGGUUGAUAGUGAGGACCAUCGUGAGACUAGACGAGACGUGUCGAGAGUUUAAGAAUGCUGCAGCGAUUAUGGGUAAUUCUGCUCUCUGCAAGAAAAUGGAAGUUGCUUCUAAUGCAAUUAAGCGUGACAUAGUUUUUGCGGCAAGCUUGUACAUUACUGGUGUAUGAUCCUUGUUCAACAUUUAGGUAGGCUUUGGUUAAUUCGAGGGUAUUGUUUUGAUUUCCGCGAGCAUUUGACAUUUUCUUUGUAGAAUAUUUGUGCAUAAAGGAGAAAUAUGAUUCUAAUCUU
Molecule: messenger RNA, 4282 nt
Organism: Prosopis cineraria
Lineage: Eukaryota; Viridiplantae; Streptophyta; Magnoliopsida; Fabales; Fabaceae
Product: DExH-box ATP-dependent RNA helicase DExH11
Exons: 23
Coding region: 112-4161 (1349 amino acids)
Biological process (GO): nuclear-transcribed mRNA catabolic process, 3'-5' exonucleolytic nonsense-mediated decay
Cellular component (GO): Ski complex
Molecular function (GO): RNA helicase activity; ATP binding; RNA binding
Source: RefSeq, a predicted model, not a curated record